AUUGUGCCCACGCGCCUAUUCCAGCACUAGCUUAAAGAAACAUCAAUUUCGUUUUGUUUUGUUUAUCUAUUUUGUUUCGUUUUAUAAUAAGAGAAUGCAGCCUUUUAUCGUGAUACGCAAUUACCGGGAAGAUGAUGAAUUCAAGUGCCAGGAUCUGGUGCGGGACUACAUUAUGUCGUUCUCCAACAAAUCCUUCUUCGCCCUGAUGUUCCGUGAGAUUACACUUCAGUUCAUAGUCAUCACAUGGGCGAUAUUCUUCAUAUUUCUGGGCGUGCCACUGCUCUUCUGUACCCUCUCGGUACCCGGAUGCAUCUUAUUUCUCUUCACCAGCACGUACUUCUCCUUCUACGCCAAGGCUAUGGAGCUCAUGAAGGUGAAACCCUCCCAGUCCUUGGUGGCAGAGUGCUACGAGCCAUUCAUUUUUCGCUGUUCCCCCAAGGAGGCCAGCUAUGAGAUCUUCGUGGAGAAUUGCCCAUACGAUGAGGAGUACAAAAGGAAAUUCCGUUGUCGAAUUGUGGCCGCGAUAAGUGUAAAAAAUCACCAUGCUGUGUACAAUGCGGCUUGGAUUUGUCGCUUUGCAAUUGCUCCGGACUAUCCCUAUCAAAAGAUCAUGGAGCCCAUGAUCAGUCUUGUAGCGAAGAAAUGCGCCACAGGUGGUUAUGGCUCGCUAGAGUGCACCAUUUCCGAGUGGCAGGAGAAUGAACGCGAAUUCUAUGACGAAUUUGGCUUUGUCACGCGUCAGAUUUACCACAAGAAGAUCAUUGGCAGCAGUCUUACGGUGAUGAAGACACAAUUAACGUACAGUUUACGCAAUGACGAUGGCAUCCAGAAGCGAAAUUAGGACGAUGCGAGUGCAAUAUAUGUAUGUAUAGAGAAUCUCGAUAAACUGUGACAUGUACUAGUUCAAUAUUUAUACAUUAAUUCUGUUGACUUUUCACAUUCCGAAGUUAACUCGAA
Drosophila miranda is the source of this 957-nucleotide messenger RNA. RefSeq lists its product as uncharacterized. Bases 95 to 841 code for a protein of 248 amino acids. The record is from RefSeq and is a predicted model, not a curated record. NCBI's taxonomy places the organism in Eukaryota, Metazoa, Arthropoda, Insecta, Diptera, Drosophilidae. Gene Ontology annotation, molecular function: N-acetyltransferase activity. The transcript is spliced from 3 exons.